CCGACAAUGGCACAACUUGCCAAUAAAGAAACAGGUGAUAUUUUAAACCAGUCUCUACCUAGGUGUCUUUGUCGACGCUAGGCAGUAGGCACUCUCAGAAGAAGGAUAACCCAGCGGCCAACAAAGUCGGUAACGAGUGCUGGGCAUUGGACACAACGCCCGGAUGACGAAUGAAGUCUUCAACUUCGAAAAUUUUCUCCAGAAUUAACGAGGCCUUUGUCAUGGUAUCCGAACUCGGACCCGCUCUAGCCCAUGUUUUGCGAGCCUCAACAGUCAUGUCUCGACAUCUCUUUAUUUGCACUGCAGAGUUUGCAACAAUAACAAGCACAGAUUUUUACAAUAACAACCACCACAUGUACAGCAAAACGUCCAUUCACUAGUAGAUUCUCUGGUCAUCCACGCCCAUCCACCCUUCAAGUGUCGUUCCACAUCCUCGAAAGAAAAAGUCUUUCGCCUCCAAAAGCCUCCCUCUCGAAAAUCGAAACCAACAACAAGUAUGUGCACAAACACCAAGAUAACGUACCUCCUCUGCCUCCACAACAUCUCUCAAUUCCGAUCUUGCCGCCCCAUCAUCACAUUCCUCCUCAGGCGCGGACGCUGCGAAACGAAUUCUACUGAAGCCUUCAUCAACGAUUACUGUGAACGCUGCCGGCACUUCUGGGACCGCUAUUCCAUCUCGGAAGAAUCGCGACGGGCUCGCGCUGCUGAUUUCCGACUCGAGUCUGAUUAUCAUGGGCCGAUUACACCGAGUGCAGUCCCGAGUGCUGGGGGAAAGGCGUGGUUUUUUGGGUUUGUAAAGGAUGAGGAGGAAAAGCCAGCGAGGGAUGUGAGUGAGCUGAAGUUGAGGCGGAAAGUGGAUGUGGGUGAGGCGUCCAUCUCAGACAUGACGGAGAAUAAGGGAAAGAGACGAGAUUCGAUGGAUUCGGGAGGGACAGUGUGGCCAAGUGGGAUUGGAGAGAAAGAUGGCGAUGAUGAGUCGAAACGACUUGGUCCUGAUGAAUAUGGAAAUGAUUCGGAUGUGGCUAGUGACUGGUCGAGAGGUGAGGGAGUCAUCAAACCGGAGGAAUUCGAUCUGCAACAUCUGGAGAGACAAUUGUGCGGUUCGAUGGAGGAGGAACAAGGGGCUGAGAAGCGAGAUCAGAGACUGAGGCCUGCUGCACCGAUGCCAGGUAUUACACUGCAGCGUAGAACAAGUAUGAUACAUCAUUAUCCCGCUGUUGUUACCAUUCCCCCAAUGCGAUUACUAAGUUUGUCUGUAAAUAUCUGCUAGAACCUGCGUUGUGACACUGCCAUCUUACAGUUGAAUUGCUGGUUUAGGCUUCCAAAGGGACCAUCCAAUCGCAAUGCCCAGUUUAAUUGCAGCAGCUGUCCACAGAGCCGCAGCCAGUCCAGCAGACGUCCUGCAGAUGAAACCACCCGCAAUACCGCCC
This is a messenger RNA of Mollisia scopiformis, 1430 nucleotides long. RefSeq lists its product as uncharacterized. The transcript is spliced from 2 exons. The record is from RefSeq and is a predicted model, not a curated record. Lineage: Eukaryota; Fungi; Ascomycota; Leotiomycetes; Helotiales; Mollisiaceae. Bases 497 to 1270 code for a protein of 257 amino acids.